AUGGCGAGGUCGGUUACCAAAACCUUUGCAGGAAGAAAGAGAUGUAAUGAAACAGAAGACAUCAGUCUGACUGAUGAUAAUAGAGAGUACAUGGACACGUUGGAUGCUUUAGGUCCAUGCCCAUACAUCAUCACUCAUUCUCAGCCCAUGCGUAUAUGGAUAAUGAUCUACAAUUCCAGCGUAAAUGAACAGUUGGAGGUGGGAGCCAAUACAUUGUUCCAUAUUUGGGUCAAGUACAAAUCCAGACUGCCUGCCUGGUAUUACCAAGAAAAGCUUCUUAAAGUUGGAGAUAGUCUUGUUCAGUUCAAAGAAUACAGAUUGGCCCUUUAUCAGUGCUAUGGAAGAUACCUCGAACAGUUUUGUUCAACAGAUAUUGACAAUGUCACAGAUGUGAAACAAUUUCAAACUACAUUUUUCCCCAACGGAACGGAUGAUAAAAGAGCAGGCCUGACGUUCCACGCCUUGCAAGGACGAUGCAUCUGCAUGUACCAGUUGGUAAAGACAAGUGACCCAAAUCUCCAAAACGAAGAAUCGGUGAAGAAAUGUCUCAGUAUACUAUCUUUUCUACAGCUCGUCAUGCAGGUAGUCCUGCCCCAGGAACAUUUGUGUUGGUUGAUUUUCAAUGGCACACUUCAUAUAUAUACCAUAUGCAGGCAUUUAAUGGUUCGUGGACAUUCAGCCAAGGCUCUUGAGUUCCUUUUGUGGGCUAGUGUAUGCAUGGAGUCAUCUGUUCCACUUCUUUCCGUCCAUUAUCUGACAUGGAGAGCAACCCUGUACACAGCGGUCUGUCAGUGCUACUUUGAUUGCCAAGCAGGUGUCCAUGGAGAGGUGUUUGCCCGACGCGCUCUUGUUAAGAUCAAUGACCUUAAUCAGCUUGAAAAUAUGAGUGAUUCCUCAUAUUCCGAAGAGUGCAAAAAUGCUUUCAAAGAAGCUACAACCAAGAUGGCUGUUAUGAUCUUCAAAAGGGCAGUUUUUGAAUCCAGAAGAAAACCAAAAGGCAUUCUCCGACCAAAACAAAAGAGUAAUUUGAAGGAUAUAGAAAAGUUUCCAUGGCCACGUACUAACACUGAGAAACUCCUGGUGGAGAUGUUUGCUGGCGGUGCCGCCGCGCAAUUUCUCGCCAUCCUGGAAGCCCUAUCUCAAAGUAACAGGCGAGUGUUACAGGGUGGUCCUCCCGUACCAGAUGAGCCAGAGAUACACGAUGUGAUUGCAGAGCUAUUUUUUGCAGGAACUGAUAUACUAUCAGGUGGAGGCAACAAAGCAGAUCGUAGCUCUCAUGGUAAUUGCCAGACUGAGCUUUGUAAAUUGCUCAAACAGAUGUCUCUUCUUGAGCUCGCAGUAAAAGGAGACGACGCGGUUUCUGCAGAAGCUGUGGUGAAGUUUGCCAAGCUGGCUUUUAGCUAUGAGCAUUGGGAUGCAUUUGACUCUAUUAUCGCACCAAUCUAUACCUUUCUACAGGCCCAAGAUAGCUCAAAAUGCAAGAAAGAAGAACUGGAUCUUAAAAUUCUCAUAGCAGCAGAACCAUUGUUAUCAGCAAAAAGGCAUAAACACGGCAUCUAUAUACAUGAAAAGGAUCUGAGAUUGGAGGAAAUAUCCAGCUCUUUGGGUAUUGUUGGACUUAAACGUAGCCAUGGUGAAUCAGUGGGAGACAGGCUUUUGGAUGAACACAUAAACUUAGCAGAAACUCUGUUUUCCUGUGUUUGCAAUUCUAUGCAGGAUGUCCAAGCAGACAGAGAUAUUGUCAGUGAUGUCAUAUUAUUCCUGUGGCAAAAAUGCAAAACCGGAGUCCAGAGAAUCACUGCUGCCACAGCUGAUGGAGGCAAAUUUAUCCUUAAAUGUGAACAAAGUAUGAAGUGGAUUUAUAUCCUGUGCCUCCUUUACGAGGUCAUGCAGUACUGCAAUAUCAUAGAUACAGAUCCAGUGAUAAUGGGAGAAGCUUCAUUAAAAUUGUCAAGCAUUGCCGAAGGCAUAGCUGAAUCAAUCCUGAAAUAUGGAACAAAGUCAGAAAGAACAUUUGAAAAACUCAAUGAUGAUAUGAGUGUACACACAGAGAGCUUUAGUAAAGUAAUAUACUUAAAGAAAAAUCCAGUUACACAACUUGUGUUUGCAUAUGAAACACUAGAGAAAGCAAUAAAUGGGAUGUCACUGGCUCGCUCACGAGUCAUUAUGUCAGAUGAAUCAUCUAUGAUUGACCAGCACCGCACAACGCUGGGUGUGAAGAGGCCACUUCCAAGGGAUACAUCGGAUGUCCAAGAUAUCCCUUCCAAAUCAUUUGCAAAUACCGCGGUGAUGAUAGAUUUACAGCUCGAGCUAAUCGUGACUCAACACCGCGUGUCUGUCAAGCUCCUCAAUCUAUUGCAAGGUGGAUCUGAACAAUUAAAAUCCUCAAAAAGUUCUGCUCACAGCGCCGCAUCAUUACCUUUCAGGACAGAAUCAGAAAUAAUUGAUAAAAUAAACAAGAACCAAAUAUCCAAAGCCAUCUUUUUAAUGCAAAAGUCAGUGCUGUUUAAGAGUGGACUUGGUGGAGUGUCACCUAAAAAACUCCUGGAGGAUUCAGAGAAACUGAUUCAAAAAUACGAAGCGGAAGAAAACACAAUGCACUUAUCUUGCAUGAAGCCAGAAACAUUAAAGAACGGCAAGAAAAAUGUACCUCCCCCACCCAUUUUGGUUUCCAGAACAGCAAACUCAAUGGUGUUUAAACCAGUUCCAUUUCCCACAGAUGUUAAGGUGUCCUGGUACUGUCUGUAUGGAAGGUGUGUAGCAGGGCCUAAUUUGAAAGUAAGAUUGAAUGACCAUCAUCUCUCUGGAACAGGGGAAGAGAUACCUGCAGACAGCAGCACAUUAUUGGAAGUCACUGGUCUACAAGCCAAUGAGAAAUACAUAUUCGCUAUUGCAGCCUAUUCAUCAGACGGCGUCCUCGUUGGAGAUACAAUUGGAGAAUCGACUAAACCAAUCCUGGCUUUUCCUCUUCUGUCUGUAUCUGCUGCAUGGGGUUAUCUAGCACAGAGUGCAUAUCAAGUUGGUAACUAUCAAGUGGCUAAAAAAGCCUGCUCUGUGCUGUGGAAUUACUUCGUCUUGCCGUCUCCUUGUACCCAAACUGAAGUCACUGCAAUUAAUAAGGAUUCCAUAGCUCAAAAGAGAUUGUGUCUUGAUGCUGUAUCCAACUCCUCCCCAAUACUGUUGCAGCUUUUCCUCAGAAGCAUUUUUAUAUUUAGUGAUAUAGACAUUAAGGAAGGGGCGCUGUUUUGUGACGCUGUCUGUGACUAUGGAGUUCUCCGGAAGUGUCAAAUGCGUCGGAUCGCUGAGUGUGAGAGAUUGUUAGUGGCUGUCGAUGUGAGUGCUUGGCAGAGUGACGCCAGCUAUGCCCUUCAAGCUGUGGUUCAAUGCUAUGGCCUAAUUGCCCCAGUUAUUUAUCACAGGAUCCCGUCUGUUCCAGUAGUGCAAAUACUAAUUAAAUGUUUGGCAGUUUUGCAAGAAAUUCCAAGCAGCACCUGGCAGAAAAAGCCGACUGGUGUAAGCGAGGGCGUUCUGCACAUGAUAGCUUGCAUCGUGUAUUAUGUCGCUAAGGUACUUCAUCAAUGGGAAGAAUAUGAAAUGGCAAUUGCAGUAAUUGAAAUUGCGAAACGGUUACUAGAUGUUACAGAAAAUGCCUCCAGUUCUCUCCACAUUCCUGUGUCCGGAGCUGGAAAUGAUGAGACUGAAAAUGUGAAAGAAGCAACAGAUAAAGACAAGUUAUCAAAAAUCUUUUUUUUAAAGGGUCCAAAAAAAAGCCAAAAAAAGAAAAUUCUUAUUGGUGAAAAAGUGAAUGAGCAGUUAGCUGCGCUGAAGCAAAACCUGCUGAAAUUGACUAAACCACCAGAUGGAAAAGAACUUACCGCUCAAGAGGAUCCUAUACUACUUUACCUAAUGGUCACAUGCUGGCCACCAAAUACAGCUUACAGAGAAGUCAUGAAGAUCAAGAAGAAAGCUAGAUUUUUGGAGUUCUUUGUCCAGCUUUUGCAACGAGAACUAUAUGAAGAAAGGUUUCAGCGGAUUCUGGAAUGGAGCAACACUGUGUUUGAUAUUUUAAAAAGGAGGAAUGAAAAUGCACUUGGGAAGAAAAUAAGGGAAGAGACCGAUGAUGUCACUGCAUCAAGUGAUUCUUUCAAGAGAUAUACAGCAGCACUAGUUGAAUAUCAUAAGAAUCCAGAGGAAGUGGCAGGGGAGCAAGCAAAAAAACGAGAUGGAACUGAAAAACACAAAGCAGGCUUGAAAGGACAUCAGAAGAAACAGAAAGGACAACAAAGAAGCCUAGGAGAAGAAGACCUUAAGAAAAGAGCCUUUGCAACCUUGACUAUGCUGCUUACUCCGGUUGUUGGUAGAUACAUAAAACGCAAGAGGCUUAUGAAGACCAGCAUGGAAGAAAUGCCAUGGAGAUCUCAGAUGAACCUUCUUCUGGCCUUCACCCAUUUCAGCCUGUUUCAAAAAGUGCUCAGUCAACUCUUCCAUGAAAAGCUUCCACAGACCCAAAGUCUAAACAGCUACAAAAUUUUGGAUCCUGAAAUAUUCUCCCUGCAUCAUGCUGGCACUGUCGUCAUGGCAACAGAAACAAAUGCAGGGGAUGAACAGAUGUUGAGUCCAGGUCACCUUCAUCCCUCGCUUAAACUAGAUCUUCCAUCAGGAGACAAACUAACAGAAUCAAACAAUGUUUCCGAGCCGAGUACAAAAAGAAGUGAAGUGGAUACACCUCGAACCCAGAUGACGAAUGAAACCGAGACUUCGCGAUCUACGAAAGAGCAAGGAAAGCACAAUAUGUCCUUAUUUAUCCUCUUGGACCACCUAGGAAAGACAUUUCUUCACCUAAAAAGAGCAGUGGUUCUUGCACAUCGAGGUGGUCACUGGACAUUACUUCAGAAUACCUGCCGCAGUCUUUGGAAUCUCACCCUUGAAGUACAGCUGAUGAUAAAACAAGCUGAAGUCUCUAAGGAAUCGUUUCCAAUCACUAAGGACCUUCUCAAUUCAGAAGCUUGGGAGCCCUUCUACUUGGCAUCAGAUAUGCUUCUAAGCAUGCUGGUGGCACUGCAAAAGAGUGGUUCAAUAAAGGUCAUUGAUAAUGAGGAAUCGUUCGGUGUCACAAGCUGCAUGGGUGGAAUUGCAGAUGAGGAAGGUGGAUCAAAUCUGACAUUUGAGUACCCUUUUGAUGAUGUCAAUGUAGUAGAUUUGAGAUGGAUUUGUCAAGUGGUCCUCAAAACAAUAGAAAUCUUAUAUCAGAUGGAAAGAUGGGAAGCCUUGGUCCAUAUUGCCAUCCAGUUCAAUGUUUUGACUCAUGAGCGAUAUACAGAGCAAGUAACCCCACUGCUGGUUCAUGCACAGAGGAUCUUAAUUUCCAGGAUAUGUGACACAAAUGAAGCAACUGAGGCCACAGAUGACCAUGAAGGAAAGAUCUGUUGCAGGAACUACACUGGAGAAUAUUCGGGAGCCAGUGUUGGUAAAAAAGGACAGACGGGUAAUCCAGGUGGCAGAGAAUUAAAAGUACGUGUAUGUGUGCCCAUUGAUGUGAUGGAUACACUUGCUUGUUUCCGGGAGAGCCUGCAGAAGUCUAAAUACCCUAGCAGAGCACUUAGGCACAGCAGGAAACUACUCACGCUAUUCCUGGCUCAUGGACAAGGAUUAAAUCCACAAGAGGGACUGACGAAUCGAUACUCACAGUACGGAAGAGUUGGCUUCUCUAGAGGUGUUGCCCAGCGCCAUCGUUCUGCUCCUCCCAACCUGUCAGAGGAAGAAUUCCAUUCCAUUUACUCAAUUGAAAGCAAAGCAAUCUCACCUUCACACCUUUCAACUGUUAUCUCUUCAUAUGACAAAACUAUCGAAAUACUACACUCAGCCAAGCAACAAGGUCUUAAAGCUCAGGCCCUGCACGAACUUGGCAGCCUUCAUCUAUUCACAGGAAAUAAAAGAGCUGCUUUCAAAUGCUGGUGUCAGGCCCUUGAUGAAAUGCUCAACAUGCCUGAUGCUCUUAAUUCAUGGCAAGAACUCGAUAGCUCCCCAGACAGCAAAAGAAAUGGAAGAUCUAAAGAUUACAGUGAGAAAUUUCUCUGUCGAGCGGGAAUAUGGGGUUGUUUGCUGGCUGCCGUCAUCACCGCUAAAAUGUCUCGGUAUAUAUUGACUUCUAAUUUGAAAAAGAGGACAGAAUGCUGCAUGCUUUCAGCAUCACUUUACAAGGCUAUGUUUCGAGUGUCUCUGCCACAUCCCAAGGAGGAUCGUGAUUAUGCAUUGUAUGAGAUUGGAGAUGGCUGUGAAGUAUCAGAACUGAUUCCUGGAAUAGACCUUUUUUCUGAUCAAUACAGAGCCGAUGUCAAUACUGUUGUUGCCUGUCUGAGCUUCAUCAUGUUCGAGUUGCAUUCUGCUGGUCACAAUCUUGUGGUUUUGCCAUUAUUCACAUUGUACCAGUAUUUUGUUUCCAUGGUUUGUCGUGACCCAGUUACAUCCAUAGAAGGAAGGAUUCUUAAGAUUAAAGUCCUUACUGACCUGCAUCUGUUUACGGAGGCAUUUCAUGAAAUUUCCAUCAUCAGUCAUGGCAAGCGAAUUCCUAGGAGACCACACAAAGGUUUCAAGCCUUCUGGAAAACCCAAGAUCUGUCCGAAAUUUACAUCUUCAGAUACAGUGCUAUCCAGAGAAAACCUACAGGCAAUAGAAGACAUUCUUAACAGAAAACCAAGUGCAACUCUUCUUUCUGUUUGUGAUCAAGCAGCUAUGGAUAAAUUCAUGCUGGCUAAAAUGCAUUUCAUACUAAGGCUGUCUUCAACAUUGAAUGCCAUCCCUGAAACGGUGAACAAAUCUACAUAUGAAGAGAAGGAAGUGUCCAAAAAUCUGCGAAGCAAAGCUACCGAGGACGACUCAGUUGCACACACACAUCCAAAAACGGAUGAGGCUGAUAUCCCAGUGCAACUUACUGAACAGGUCCAUACUAUUCCAAGGCUGAAGAGAAUCUUAUUAAAUGAAGUUGAGAAAAAAACAAACGCAAUUCUUCUUGAUUUACAAACGAAAAACCACGGCCAACUCUUGCAGUGCUCUGCGGGAGAACUAGAAAUGGCAACCGAGGCAAGGCUUCAGCUUUCUGUGGUAGCUCAGCAGAGGCAUCAAACUGCUCUGAGUGUGGCCAUGGCAUAUUCUGCAAUGCAGUUACUCCAAAACGCGAAAAUAUUUGCCCACAGAAGUCAGCACAGCUUCGGAAAUGUUUUGCCACCUGUUCAAGGGACUGAGAAGGAUCUGCCAUGCGAAACAGAGGCCAGAGAGCGGUUAAGCAUGCGGAUGUGGCUGAGAUGCCGUCUAGCCUUGGUCAAUGCACUUGUACUACAGAUGCGUGGCAUGGCAAAACAAGACAAGGACAUAUUAGAUGGUGCUACCAUUGUAACCGAAGGCAUCAUGGAAGCUGAAACGUUGGGUGACUUUGAGACUCAAGCUCAUCUCAUGCUACAGGCUGCAAUUCUGGAUAUCCAAGAGGGCCAGCCUAAAACAGGAGUGCAGUAUCUGCUACAGAAUAUAAUCCACUUACUCAAGGGAGAGCAUUUAAUUUCUCCUGCUGCAUCCUUAAUACUUGCUCAGAGCUUCAUUCUUACGGCUGACUUAAUGGAAAUGAAAAAGGAGGAAGACCCCCAGGUCUUUUGGACGAACCAGCUAAGCACUUACACGUUAGCUCACGAACUCAUCAUUAAACAAUUUGUGUCACUUGGUGAAGCUGUUCAGCAUCAUAUAUCCGAUCCUACUUUAACAUCACCGUUGCAGCCUUUUAGGAACAUAUAUAUGCCUUACAUGAAUUUACUGGCUAAAGUCAAGCUGAGAAUUGGACACGUAAUUGCAUUGAAAGCUUGUAAUGCACCUAACACACCCCUGGAUCCAUCACAUUUGUUACCGAGUCUUACUCUGCAAACCACAGCUCUAGAACUAUGCAGGAAUUCCUCUUUCCGAGAGUAUGAUUUGGAAGCCGAGCUGCUUUUCCAGAAAGGUAAUAUAGAGCGUCAGAUGUUCAUGUUAGGUGACCAUGAAAAAUGUAUGGCUGUCCAAACCUUUUCAGAUGCUAUUAGAGUGAGCUGCAAUUAUGAUCAAAACCUGGGCUUAAUCCGGAAAUCCUAUCUGGAAAUCGCCCUAUUGUACUUCCACAGAGCAAAUUUGGAUAGAAAUGAAUUAAGUGGCAAAGAUUUACCAACAGUGGAAACUGUAAAACAAUCCAAAACUAAGAGAAAGGGGGAGAAAGCAACGAAAAUGGAUGACAGUGGAAAGCCGGUGAGCCCGGGACAAUUCUACACACUGCUGACAUGGAUUGCGAUAAGAGCAGCCACACAGGCAGGGGAUGCAAUGCUGGCUUCUAAGAAAUUAAUUGGACAGAACAUUGUUACUGCACACAAUCUUAAGAGAGAAUUGCAAGAUAAUAUCCCAUCGUUUGUGUGCAUGGAUCUUCUUGCUGCUUACAAAAACUUCGUCCCAGGUGAGAACUCUUGGAAACAGGAGUCAUCCGCUGAGCAUUCCACUGAAGGAGACGUUAGUAGUAUACACUGUCUCAGCAAAGAAACAUUAUCCUGGGUUCAUCUUAUCCAUUACCACAAUCAUCUAAUGAGGCUGAUUAGCAUGAGCAAUUUGAGAGGCUCUGUACAGCCAGUAGAUGGUAAAGGCUAUUCAGCUGGCACAUUGUAUUCAUCGGUAUAUAGUAAUGGCCUCACACAGCGCUUUGCAGAAAUGCAUAACUUUCUCAAAAAGUACCUUAGUGCUUAUGCCUCGUGUUGUGUGGAUGAGUUUCCCCAAGAACUCCUUAAGGGAAUAGAGAAACCUCCCAAUGGAUUCAGUCUGCUACUUGAGACAUUGCAUGAAAGCAGAGGCUCUCAGCAGAUAACACCACCAUCGGAGAAAGAAGUGGCCAGUGUCUUCACAGACCUUAAACAAGAACCUUCAUGUGAACCCAUGGCGGUUACCUCUGUGGGCAAAGAGCUCUGCAUGCAGUGGUAUUUCCCAGCCUUAGAGAAAGCACCCCAAGGAGAAUCAAUGGUGUUGCUGUUGUACGCUUACAAUAAACAAAAUAUCAGCAUUAAAGAUCUUAGACGGUUUGAUCCAGCUAACCUGCUUUGUGGCCACUGCUGGAUCCCUCUAUCACAAGUUGUUUCAUUAAACGAGGAGCUAUCAGCUUUGAAGCAGCAGGCUGAGGUGUCUCUCUUGCCGGAGAUAGAGUCACGUGUGGAGAAGCAAAAGAAGUCACCUUCUACUGGAAAGAGCAAGGUGGACCUCAAAGUAACCAGUGUCCCUGAAGAACUACAGGUAAUGACCAAGAAGUGCUGCUCCAAUGUCCAGAGUGUGUUGUCAGCAGUUCAGAACUUACAACCCUUAACUAAGGCUCCAUUUGACAUCACUUUGCCAUCAUUAAUCAGGCUGGAGAAAAUUUUUCACCUGACUUAUGGAUGUAUGCUAAUGAGGGAAAGCCUUCUAGACUGGAUAGUUUCACUGCUUACCUAAGACAUACGAAAUAUAAUCUAUUUACAACUUAUUGCCAACACGGUAAUGUCGUUUAUUGCAUUAAAAUCAAUUUAUAUGUAAUAAAGCAUACUUUUACAUUU
Spea bombifrons (plains spadefoot toad) is the source of this 9581-nucleotide messenger RNA. It is a transcript of the gene CFAP54, whose product is annotated as cilia and flagella associated protein 54. Lineage: Eukaryota; Metazoa; Chordata; Amphibia; Anura; Pelobatidae. Bases 1 to 9480 code for a protein of 3159 amino acids. The record is from RefSeq and is a predicted model, not a curated record. The transcript has 71 exons. Gene Ontology annotation, biological process: cilium assembly.